Messenger RNA from Teleopsis dalmanni, 744 nucleotides. It is a transcript of the gene ND-B16.6, whose product is annotated as NADH dehydrogenase [ubiquinone] 1 alpha subcomplex subunit 13. The transcript is spliced from 4 exons. The record is from RefSeq and is a predicted model, not a curated record. The coding region runs from base 113 to 580 and encodes 155 amino acids. Lineage: Eukaryota; Metazoa; Arthropoda; Insecta; Diptera; Diopsidae.
CUUUGACAUAAGUGACAUUUCAGCUGUCAAAGUUUAGUACAUUUUUGUGUGUUGGCAGCCCUGCUGUUAUGCAAAACAUAAUUUUACAGUUCCGAUUAGAAUAAACAACAAAAUGGACUGUGCUGGAGCUGCAACUGCUAGUAGAGCACAGGAUUUACCACCACCUGGGGGAUAUAAGAGAAUUAACUUCGCUCGAGUGCCUGCCAAAACCUAUUUCACUGGCUAUCAAUUUCUUGCUGGUUAUGCUGCUGUAACCACUUUUGGCUUGUAUAUGUAUUAUCUGACAACAAAAAAAGUAAAGCGAGAGGAAAUUGAAAUGCGUUCCGCACAGAAUGUUAUGUUUCCCAUACUCAUUGCAGAACGUGAUCGUGAAUAUCUUAAGCAAUUACGUCGCAAUCGUGACGAAGAGGCUAAACUGAUGGCCAAUGUACCCGGUUGGGAAGUUGGUACUUAUUAUGGUGAACCUAUUUACAAAACAGUACCAAAGGAUAAAUUAAUCACACCAAUAUUUAUGGAAUUCUAUGCUCACGCUGAAAACAGUGCAAAAAAUAAACGUGAACAUAUUAAAUUGUGGAGGUAAAUAUGUACAAUAAAAAAAAAUACUAUGGAAUCUGGUGCAGUUGUCAAUGAUUUGCUUUGAAUUGUACAAUUCUUGUAUAAGUGAAACACAAUUUAUUUGGUUAAAUAAUGCCAAUUUUGUUAAAUAAAUUAAAUUACUUAAAGUUAAAAGCGAUACUAUUAUAA